GAGAAGGAGGAGGACUGUAUCCCUGCGCCUGUGCGCGCCCGGCGGAGGGGUGGAUGGGGGAAGGACCGCGGCGGUCGCGGUGAGGCGGCGGCAGCGGCCGGCAUGGAGGGCAGCGCCCGCUCCCGCGGCGGCACGCCGGGGCCAGUGGCCUGCUAGGGACCGGCGAGGGGGGAUCUCCGCGGCCGCCCUUCCCCGCCUCCCGCCCUCCCCUUCCCCGCCGCCUCCCCCGCCCGCCUGGAAGCAUGAACUGGCAGCGGAGGUGCUGCUCCCCGCCGCCGCCUCCCCGCCGGUGAGAGCGAGGAGGGAGGGAAGAUGGGGGCCGUCCUGCGCAGCCUACUCGCCUGCAGUUUUUGUUCCCUGAUGCGAGCCGCCCCGCUGCUGCUGUACGCGAACCGCCGGGAUCUGCGGCUGGUGGACGCUGCCCACGGCAAGGAGAACGCCACGGUGAUCGUGGGGGGCCUGGAGGACGCGGCCGCCGUGGACUUCGUGUUCCUCAAGGGCUUGAUUUACUGGAGCGACGUCAGCGAGGAAGCCAUCAAACGGACAGAGUUCAAUAGAUCCGGGAGCGUACAAAACGUGGUCGUUUCUGGACUUCUGUCGCCCGACGGGCUGGCCUGUGACUGGCUGGGAGAGAAGCUCUACUGGACAGAUUCGGAGACAAAUCGCAUCGAGGUUUCUAACUUAGAUGGAUCGCUGAGGAAAGUUUUAUUUUGGCAAGAAUUGGAUCAACCCAGAGCAAUUGCCUUAGAUCCUGCAAGAGGGUUCAUGUACUGGACAGACUGGGGAGAAGCACCAAAGAUAGAACGAGCUGGCAUGGAUGGUUCAAGCCGCUCCAUCAUCGUUAACACGGACAUUUAUUGGCCAAACGGACUGACGUUGGAUUAUGAGGAACAGAAGCUCUAUUGGGCAGAUGCUAAACUGAAUUUCAUCCACAAAUCAAAUCUGGAUGGAAGUCAUAGGCAAGCAGUGGUUAAAGGCUCCCUUCCACAUCCCUUUGCUUUGACACUGUUUGGGGACACGUUGUACUGGACUGACUGGAACACACAUUCCAUCUUGGCCUGCAGCAAGUACUCCGGGGAGGACCUGCGUGAAAUCCAUUCCAACAUCUUCUCUCCCAUGGAUAUCCAUGCCUUCAGCCAGAAGAGGCAGCCAAAUGCUACAAACCCAUGUGGAACUAAUAAUGGUGGCUGCUCCCACUUGUGUUUGAUGUCUCCUACCAAGCCCUCUUAUCAGUGUGCAUGUCCCACUGGUGUGAAACUUCUUGAGAAUGGAAAGACCUGCAAAGAUGGUGCCACCGCGCUGCUGCUCCUGGCCCGCCGGACGGACCUGAGGCGUAUUUCCUUGGACACGCCCGAUUUCACGGACAUUGUGCUGCCGCUGGAGGACAUCCGCCACGCCAUCGCCAUCGACUUUGACCCUCUGGAAGGAUACAUCUACUGGACGGACGACGAAGUGAGGGCCAUCCGCCGCUCCUUCCUCGACGGCUCGGGCAGCCAGUUCGUGGUCACGGCGCAGAUCGCGCACCCCGACGGCAUCGCCGUGGACUGGGUGGCCCGCAACCUGUACUGGACGGACACCGGCACGGACCGCAUCGAAGUCACCAGGCUGAAUGGGACCAUGAGGAAAAUCUUGAUAUCAGAAGACCUGGAAGAACCCAGAGCUAUUGUGCUGGAUCCCAUGGUUGGGUACAUGUACUGGACUGACUGGGGAGAAAUCCCAAAGAUUGAGAGGGCAGCACUGGAUGGCUCAGACAGAAUUGUGCUGGUGAACACCUCGCUUGGCUGGCCAAAUGGGUUGGCACUGGAUUAUGCAGAAAGCAAAAUAUACUGGGGAGAUGCCAAAACAGACAAAAUAGAGGUCAUGAAUGCUGAUGGAACUGGCAGGAGAGUGCUGGUGGAGGACAAGCUGCCUCAUAUAUUUGGAUUCACUCUGUUGGGAGACUACAUUUACUGGACAGACUGGCAGAGGCGCAGCAUUGAGCGCGUGCACAAGUGCACAGCAGAGAGAGAGAUCAUCAUCGAUCAGCUGCCCGAUCUGAUGGGCCUGAAAGCCACCAACGUCCACCAGAUCAUCGGUACAAACCCCUGUGCAGAAGACAACGGCGGCUGCAGCCACCUGUGUCUGUACCGACCACAAGGCCUUCGCUGCGCCUGCCCCAUCGGCCUGGAGCUCAUCAGUGACAUGAAGACCUGCAUCGUGCCUGAGGCUUUCCUGCUCUUCUCCAGGAGAGCAGACAUCAGGCGCAUCUCCCUUGAAACCAACAAUAACAACGUUGCUAUUCCGCUCACUGGAGUCAAGGAAGCUUCUGCUCUGGAUUUUGAUGUGACAGACAAUCGCAUUUACUGGACUGACAUUUCACUGAAGACCAUCAGCAGAGCGUUUAUGAAUGGCAGCGCGCUGGAACACGUCGUGGAGUUCGGCUUGGAUUAUCCCGAGGGCAUGGCUGUGGACUGGCUGGGGAAGAACUUGUACUGGGCUGACACUGGCACCAACCGGAUCGAGGUGUCCAAGCUGGACGGGCAGCACCGCCAGGUGCUCGUGUGGAAAGAUCUCGACAGUCCCCGGGCACUGGCACUCGACCCUGCUGAGGGGUUCAUGUACUGGACUGAGUGGGGUGGCAAGCCAAAGAUUGACAGAGCUGCUAUGGAUGGCAGUGAGAGGACCACGCUGGUCCCAAACGUGGGACGUGCUAACGGGCUGACCAUUGACUACGCCAAGAGGCGCCUGUACUGGACCGACCUGGACACCAACCUGAUAGAGUCCUCCAACAUGUUAGGCCUGGACCGUGAGAUCAUAGCUGAUGAUUUGCCUCACCCCUUUGGCCUGACCCAGUACCAGGAUUACAUUUACUGGACAGACUGGAGCCGGCGCAGCAUCGAACGGGCCAACAAGACCAGCGGCCAGAACCGAACCAUCAUCCAGGGCCACCUGGAUUACGUGAUGGACAUCCUGGUCUUCCACUCCUCCCGGCAGGCGGGCUGGAACGAGUGUGCCUCCAGCAAUGGGCACUGCUCUCACCUGUGCCUGGCAGUGCCCGUGGGAGGCUUUGUCUGUGGCUGCCCAGCUCACUAUUCCUUGAACUCCGACAACAGGACCUGCAGUGCUCCUACCACCUUUCUGUUGUUCAGCCAGAAGAACGCCAUCAAUCGCAUGGUGAUAGACGAGCAGCAGAGCCCAGAUAUCAUCCUGCCCAUCCACAGCCUGCGCAACGUGCGCGCCAUUGACUACGACCCCCUGGACAAGCAGCUCUACUGGAUUGACUCCCGGCAGAACAUCAUCCGCAAGGCACAGGAAGAUGGCAGCCAGAGCCUCACUGUUGUGACAAGUCCAGUUCCCAAUCAGAACCUGGAUAUGCAGCCCUACGACCUGAGCAUUGACAUCUACAGCCGCUACAUCUACUGGACCUGUGAGGCCACCAACGUCAUCAACGUGACUCGCCUGGAUGGGAGACCCAUGGGAGUGGUGCUCAAGGGGGAUCAGGAUAGGCCCAGAGCCAUUGUGGUGAAUCCAGAGAAAGGAUACAUGUAUUUCACCAACCUCCAGGAGAGAUCUCCUAAAAUUGAGAGAGCAGCAUUGGAUGGAACUGAGCGAGAAGUCCUUUUUUUCAGUGGUUUGAGCAAGCCCAUCGCCUUAGCUGUUGACAGCCAGCUGGGCAAGUUGUUCUGGGCUGACUCAGAUCUGCGCAGAAUUGAAAGCAGUGACCUUUCAGGUGCUAACCGGAUCGUUUUGGAAGACUCCAAUAUCUUGCAGCCUGUGGGACUAACUGUCUUUGAGAACUGGCUGUACUGGAUUGACAGGCAGCAGCAGAUGAUCGAGAAGAUCGAUAUGACCGGUCGAGAAGGACGUACAAAGGUCCAGGCUCGUAUUGCACAACUCAGUGACAUCCAUGCCGUGAAGGAACUCAACCUGCAGGAAUACAGACAACAUCCGUGCUCUCAGGAUAAUGGUGGCUGCUCCCACAUUUGCAUCGUGAAGGGGGACGGCUCCACGCGCUGCUCUUGCCCCGUGCACCUGGUGCUGCUGCAGGAUGAGUUGUCCUGUGGAGAACCACCAACGUGCUCCCCUCAGCAGUUCACCUGUUUCACAGGUGAGAUUGACUGCAUCCCGGUGGCCUGGCGCUGCGAUGGGUUCACCGAGUGUGAGGACCACAGCGACGAGAAGAACUGCCCGGUGUGCUCUGACAGCCAGUUCCAGUGUGAGAGCGGGCAGUGCAUCGACAGUGCCCUGCGCUGCAACGGGGAAGCCAACUGCCAGGACAACUCGGACGAGAAGAACUGCGAAGUGCUGUGCUUAACGGAUCAGUUCCGCUGUGCCAGCGGGCAGUGCAUCGGGAAAAGCAAGAAGUGUGAUCACAACCUGGACUGCACUGACAGCUCUGACGAGCAAGGAUGUUACACAACGGAGGAACCUGCACCACAGCCCAACAACACCAUAGGCUCCAUCAUUGGUGUGAUCCUUACAGUCUUUGUGGUGGGAGCAAUGUACUUCAUCUGCCAGAGGGUGCUGUGCCCACGCAUGAAGGGCGACGGGGAAACCAUGACCAAUGACUACGUGGUGCACGGGCCAGCCUCGGUACCUCUGGGCUACGUGCCUCACCCGAGCUCUCUGUCAGGGUCUCUCCCUGGUAUGUCUCGAGGUAAAUCUGUCAUCAGCUCCCUCAGCAUUAUGGGAGGGAGCAGUGGCCCACCCUAUGACAGGGCCCAUGUUACAGGAGCCUCCUCCAGCAGUUCUUCAAGUACCAAAGGCACUUACUUUCCUCCAAUUUUGAACCCACCACCAUCACCAGCUACUGAACGUUCACACUAUACCAUGGAAUUUGGUUAUUCUUCAAACAGCCCAUCCACUCAUAGAUCCUACAGCUACCGGCCCUACAGCUACCGGCACUUCGCGCCGCCCACGACGCCCUGCAGCACGGACGUGUGCGACAGCGACUACGGCCCGAGCCGCCGCCUGCCCGCGGCCGCCGCCAAGGGCUACACCAGCGACCUCAACUACGACUCGGAGCCGGUGCCGCCGCCGCCCACGCCGCGCAGCCAGUACCUGUCGGCCGAGGAGAACUGCGAGAGCUGCCCGCCGUCGCCGUACACCGAGCGCAGCUACUCGCACCACCUGUACCCGCCGCCGCCGUCGCCCUGCACCGACUCGUCCUGAGGCGCAGCCCCCCGCCCCGCGCCCGCCGCCCGCGCUGUAAAUACCAGAGGGUCCGCUGGGGACGGGGGGAGGGAGCCCAGGGGCAGCACAGUGUACAGUUAAAUGUGGGGCGGAGGAGCACUGAAGAUAUUUGUACAGAAGAAUUUAAAAAAAAAAAAAAAGGGGGGAAAAGAAAAAAAAAAAAAAAGGAUAUUUAUAUAUUUUCUUAAACGGCAGCUGCUGCUUGUGCCAUAAGAAGAAAAAUUUUUGUAUAAAAGAACCCAGACGUUUGUACAAAAAGUUUUUAUUUUUGCAAAUGGAACACGAAAACAUGCCUUAAUCCAGUGAAGUGACUGAGCACAUAAGGAAAUGGAAGGACUGGGAUGUUUCUUGUCCAGCGAGGUGAUACGUGGGUUUUGUCAAUACCAAAAAUGUUUAAAGUAAUUAAUAAUAAAGAAGUCCGUCUCGGAGCAGCAUACCAUAGAUACUUGGAAGUAGCCAAAUAACCUCUAUGUUAACUGCAGAGGGCCAGCAACUAAAGUUAAACUUGAAAAUGCAGUCAGGACAGAUAUUAACCUUACACAAAGGGCUUUGUUUUCUACAGGAAUACAGCAGUCGUAGCAGUGAAUCCAGAAAAUCAAUUGCACACUUUUUUAAAUGAAUACACCUGUUUUUCCUUAAUGCAUUUAACAAAUGAGAGCGUUUCAAGCUUUCUCCCUGCUUCUGGAAUUUCAGUUAUUUUUGUUGGGUGUAUCUCAAAAUUUGGUUUUUAAUCCCAGUUAGGUUUUCUUGUAUUUUCUUCAUCCUUUCUUCCUGCCCAUGUCACUUAAAUUCAUGAUAUUUGUAUUUAAAAUACUGCUAGAACUGGGCUGCUGUAAAUGCCGGGUUUUCUCCUAAUUAGCCUUGUCAUGCAGUGGUUAUCAUGCUAUACAUUACCCUCCUCAUUUUGCCAGCAUGCCAGGACUCUGUUUUUUACCAGGUCAGUACAAUUCUCACAUCAUUGACAAGGGUAAUAUGCAUAUACCUGAAUGAUUUUUAGUCCCUUAAAAAAGAAAAUCUUAUUUUGACCUAGUGCCCACAAAAUGUCAAAUAUUUUUAUACCACAUAUAAUAUAGACAGCAUAUUUAUAAUCUAUAAAUUUAACCAUGGAUUGUUAGUUUUACUGUAAAUGAAUAAUAUAUCCUUGCAGUACUUUCAGUGUAUAUUGAUAUCGCAGUAUACAAAUCAUAUAUAAAAAUAUAUAUAUUAUUUUUUCCUAGUAAGGAAGCAUUUAACUUUCAGUGGAACAACUGUCCAUAAGAAAAGUAGAUGUUUUGAUCAUUGGAAGGGGUUCCCCUGCUGUAUUAACUGCUCGUGUUUUCUUUGUGUUAGGUAAAGCCAGUUUUUCUCAGUAUGAUUUUGACAUACCUCCUCUUUUGCGUGGUGUGAGUUUAAUACUUAAGUAUUAACCGCUGUGAAUGUCAAAUUUUAAGAUAUUCUUAACCAAACCAUUUUAUAUUCACAUCUCUAUUUUUGUAUAUUGUCAUAUUUAGCCCCUUCUCCCAUCAGCCUCACCAUGGUGAUUUUGACAGGGAGAUUAUUUAAUCAAGUGAAAACGUUAUUUGUGUAGUUUAAGGGGCAACCUAAGGAUAUUGUUAAGUCCUCUUGGACUCCAGUGCAGUGCUUAGAAUUUGUUUUGUUGCAGCAGAGCACACAGUAUACCUGGUCUUAGAUGGCAUUGUGCAUUUGCACCUUCUUCUGACAUCACAGCCACUGAAGGUGCUCAGUGCCUUCACAGACUGGCCCUCUGAGUCUUCUCUCUCAAAACAAAGGUCCUGGGAGCUCCUGCCUCCUCACCUUUGGGUAUGGAAUGGGGAUAGCAACUUUCCAGAGGCGCCUUUUGGGUUUUAUUGUUCUCUGUUGCUUCCUUCACAGCCAGUUUCACCUAAAAGAGAAGUUAUCUGAAAAUAUGGCAUGGGCUUGCAAUUGAUGCUGUUGACAAAAUUAGUGACAAGUUAUUCUUGCUAGCUGCCACUCAUCUGGAGUGCUGGAUCCUCAUUUGGUUUCAGCUCCAAGGAAAACUGUGUCAUUGGGAUUCCACCUGUAAUAAAGGGUUUUUCCUACUAGUCCAGAAUACCUGAGGAAUCUUUAAAAAGCCUUAGUGAUCUCCAGGCUCUUGCUGUUGGUCUCUGAAGAUGGUGUACUGAGGGGUUUUUUGCCCAGCUUCAUUCUAGGUUUCUAGGAAUUGUGGUAGCUGUUCUUCUGGCUCUUCCUUGCUGGUGGAGAAGCUUCCUUGUGUUGUCCAGCAGGGUGGAUGUUGAGGAGGGUGUUGUGAACUCCAAGGGAACUGAAAACCAUAUAUAUGAAGGGGGGGAGGGCGGGUGUGUCGGGCUGGGGGGUGAGGCUGGCACACCGAUGAGAAUUAGAAUUUCUCUGUUGUUUACAUUUUUUCAUGUGCAGCAUUCCGUGUGGGGUUCACAUGUGGAAACUUGCACUAAUGAACUCAGAAGAAUAUUGUAUUGUUGUAUCUCAGUCCAAGUGCUUGUACUGCAGUGGCAAUGGUCUCUUCUUGCAAAAUGCUUUUCUCAGUGUGCCAAUUUCUUUUUUGAAAAACUCCAGGAUGGUUGAGCUUAAGGAGUGGUAUCCUCUUUCUGGUGCAGCUGGACUGCCUCAGUGAGGCAUCCCCUUGGAGGGAGCUUCCUGCAGGUAAAUCCGUGUGUUAAUUAUAAGCAAGAAUUUGUUUAGAAGGAUGACGUUCUCUGCAUAUAGAUCGUGCUGCCUCCUGUGCUGGUUUACAUCCACAUAACCCAGCUGAAGUCAGCAGGGUUGCCAU
Messenger RNA from Motacilla alba alba, 7942 nucleotides. It is a transcript of the gene LRP6, whose product is annotated as LDL receptor related protein 6. Lineage: Eukaryota; Metazoa; Chordata; Aves; Passeriformes; Motacillidae. Gene Ontology annotation, biological process: receptor-mediated endocytosis involved in cholesterol transport; canonical Wnt signaling pathway; Wnt signaling pathway involved in somitogenesis. The record is from RefSeq and is a predicted model, not a curated record. The transcript has 23 exons. The coding region runs from base 313 to 5151 and encodes 1612 amino acids. Gene Ontology annotation, molecular function: Wnt receptor activity; Wnt-protein binding.